ACGACGACAUCGCCUCCCUCGGGGACUUCAUUGUCGCAAGGUUCUGCUCCCUCGACGCGAACAUCGCUAACGCUGCCACGCAGGUCCGCCAGCUGCAGGCCAAGCGCGCCACCGUCGCGGAGCGCAUGGCCGUCGUCGAAUCCUCCAGGGCCAAGGCCACGCAGGCCCCGAUGUCGCUGCUACGUGGCGUCGCGCUGGAGACCGCGUCGGCCAAGGCGACGGUGCUUGAGCGUCGGCCCUCCGCCAAGAGCAUAGCCAUCGAGCAGCAGCUGGACUCCAGGCUGCCCGACAU
This is a messenger RNA of Prorocentrum cordatum, 292 nucleotides long. The record is from the annotation of a GenBank genome assembly. Lineage: Eukaryota; Dinophyceae; Prorocentrales; Prorocentraceae.